Thalassophryne amazonica is the source of this 3769-nucleotide messenger RNA. RefSeq lists its product as uncharacterized. Gene Ontology annotation, biological process: regulation of transcription by RNA polymerase II. Lineage: Eukaryota; Metazoa; Chordata; Actinopteri; Batrachoidiformes; Batrachoididae. The transcript is spliced from 5 exons. The record is from RefSeq and is a predicted model, not a curated record. Gene Ontology annotation, cellular component: nucleus; transcription regulator complex. The coding region runs from base 716 to 2074 and encodes 452 amino acids.
UCUCAUAAUAUUAUGACUUUAUUCUCCUAAUAUUAUGACUCUAUUCUCGUAAAAUUUCAACUUUUUUCUCGUAAUAUUACGACUUUAUUCUCGUAAAAUUACGACUUUAUUCUCAUAAUAUUAUGACUUUAUUCUCGAAGUCUAAAAAAAAAUUCUUUGUGGCCCUAAAACUCCGUCGUAAUUCAGCACUAUUGUAUUGGCCUGCUGAUUAUUUAUGUGAUAUCAAAUUUGUAAUUAUUUGACAUGAUGCUUAGCUACUGCAGAAUGCUACAAACAGCAGUAAUGAUUUAUUUUUAUUGAUUUAAUUAUUGACAUCAUAACUUGCUUUCACUACGGACAGACACAAACCUUUACAAACACACUGGACGUUCUUCAUGCCUAAAGCUUAAGACACUGAUUACUACACCAAAUGCAACCUUAACAAAGUGUGAGAAGAUAAUUUCUACACAGCCAAGAAGACAUUGCUCACCCAGUGUGAGAAUAUUUUGUUUCAUACCAGGAAAAAACAAAGAUAUGACAGUGGACACCACCUGGCAGUAACUAGUACAACACUUCAGACAGGUAGAUCAGCUAACUAUUGAAAUCACUUGUUUAGUUGUCUGUGAUAGACUGGCGUCCUGUCCAGGGUGUGCCCCUGCCACUUGCCCCAUGACUGCUGGGAUAGGCUCCAGCUCCUCCAUGACCCUUGAAUGGAGCGAGCGGGUAUAGAAAAUGAAUGUUUAGGUGCACAAAUAGAAGCAAUAAAUGUAAUUUUGCAGAAAUGCCAAGAAAGGCAAAGGGAAAACCAAAGGGGAAGAAGGUAACCCUCAUCCAGCCAGACAGUGGUGACAGCGACACCAGCUCUGUCAUUCUCCCCACACAGAGGACUCCCCCUGCAAAUGAGGCUCAGUUGUCACCUGCACUGCAAAAGACACUGCCGGCUCACGUCUCUGCCCCUGACACUAUCGCUCCACCACCUGCUCCAACCACCACCCUGCCAGCUGCAAGCAGUCUGCCUUAUGAGCACACCAUUGAGACCAGCAAAAAUACAUCUUUUUCCACAGCCAGCAUUCAUCAGUAUGGCACCAAGAGGGCCAGUAAGCCCAGCCCAGACAGCAGCCAUGACAGUGAGGAGGAAAUAGAGGUACCCAAGAACAUAAAGAGGCGCACAAAGCCCCAAACCUUCAAUGACCUAACAGUGGAACAGGAGGAUGAGCUGGUUGAGUGGAUCAGGGAGAGACCUAUCUUCUAUGACCAGUCUAUGCGGGAGUUAAAGGGCAAACACAAGAAGAACAGGCUGUGGGAGAUGAAGGCCAAGGAGAUGGGUGUGGAUGCUAUUGCCCUUAUGACUUGGUUCCGGAACAAGAGGACCAUCUAUGGAAAACUGAAGAAGACAAAGUCCGGGCAGGCGGCGAAAACGUUGACUGGACAACAACGCUGGACUCUGGAGGCCUUCAAGUUCCUGGAUGAACAUAUGACUGUGCGGACUACAUCGAGCCAGCUUGGUGCGCCACCAUCGCAGACCAUCAGUCUCCUUCCACCGGUCCAGUGCGAGGAAGACAGUGACGAGGAUGACGUACUCCAGGUCAUCACAACCAAACAGCAACAUAGUGGGAACACCACAGCAACUGUCACCCCAAUCUCUGACAGCCAUCUGCCAAGCACCUCCGCAGGCAGCCAGACUGUCAGGACUAUCCCCAAGAAGACCAAGAAGCAGAAGCCCUCAGUCGACAAGGCCAUUGUCAACAUGUGCACUCGGCUGGCAUCCAGGCCCGUAGCUGCUACUGCUGCACUGUCUGCCUUGCCGGAGCAGUCCAAUCGCCGUGUCGCCUAUUGCCACUACCUGGAGUCUGAAGUGGCACAGAUGACAGAGGAGCAGUGGCUGCAAUUCCAGCGGAACUGCAAUGAGCUGUUAUACCGCUUGAGUGUGGAGCGCCUCCAGCAACAGCAACAACUACCAGUGCAACAGUGCCUGUCUGCUCUCCAGCAGCAUUCCGGCAUUCCAGCCAGUGUUUCACUGUUCCACUCACUGCCAGUUACUCCUCCACCACCUCCUUUGGACAGCAGCAGAAAAUACAACAACAGUCUCCUUUGACAGGUGUGCCUCACCCUGACUUCUCAGGUGGUGCCUUUUCUGCCAUGCUUAACCCUACAGUGCCUGCCCCACAGCAGAGUGGGCAAGUGUGUACUAAACAGGACCAGUGUGGAUGGGUUUUGAGCAUUGAAGUUGUGGAUAUCAUGUACAGUGAUGAAAGUUUUCCUGAAAUUUCAGGAAUUCCGGUUUUUGGGGGAAAAUGUGGAAAUUUCUGGCAAAAUCAAGCAUCGAUUGAAGAAAAAUGUUGUUAGAGUUGUUCCCUGUUGGCCAUUUUGAUGUUUACUGGCCCUGGCAGCCAAUCACAAGGUUUGGGACAAAGCAGUGCAUUAUGCUGGCCUCCCAUUGGUUGGUUGUGUCAUGUGAAUAGUGACGAACGUUUCCGGGUUAUUUUUGUUUUCCUGGUGCAUGUCAGAUUUAGUCUGUGGUCUGAUUUCAUAAUGUUAGUAUUUAUAAAAUUAUUUGGAAACAUCUCUGAGACGCCACAGUGGAUAUUAAGUCUCAUGUUUUAACGUCCAGAUCCGAGACUGAAGGAAAAAUGUUAUGUGCUGCCACUCGUCCACACAGCAGCAAAUGAGAGGUGCCUUUACAGAUUUUACCGUGAACUCCACGUUGGGCUGAAACUACAAAACAAUUGGAUGAAUUGUUGUUCUGCUGCAGGGCGACGAUUUAAAGUUCAGCAGAAAUAAAUUCAAAUGAGCCUGGUUCAAACAAAAAGGAUCAAAACCAUAGCCCGACUUUUCUUAAUCAUUGCUUCUACAGAAUAGCUGACAUGCUUUGAUUUUUAUAUCAUGUUUCAAAAUCUGUCUUUGGGAAGAAUUUACUUCAAAUUGUCUCCAUGCACACUCUAGCCUGCUAAAUCUGGAUUUUAUGGUUCUUCUGUUAAAUGGGUGUAACAUAUCCAACUGGAGGAAAAUAUGAUUAACAUGCUCUGAAAGUCAAAUAUUGAUGUGAAAAAUGUUUAUGCAUUGUUUUGCGCGACACAUAAAUUGUCAGUAUACCAGAAAUGCUGAUGUUAUCAAUGGAUGGAAAAAUACCUGAUAUUGCCUUUCCCAUUUACAUAACUGAAUAAGACUCAAAUUUAAACCAGAAUCAGUGUUCCCGAGAACUAAAAGUGAUAUUGUUAACUUAAUGGACACUAAGUGCAGCUUUGCUUGUAUCAGUUUGUAUUUUUGCUAAUGGUAAGACACUAUCAGUUGUUAUAAAAGCACAAAUUGCUGAAGCCAAAUGUUUAGAUAAAUGUAGCGGGAGAACCAUCAAUUUCUAUAUAAUCCACUAGAUGGCGGACCGGGCUGAUCCGCUCAUUGGUUGGCUGUUGUCAGAGUGCCACCAUCUUGGUUAGCCUCUAACAACCAGACAUAAAUAGAAACCAGUGUGGGCGUGAUCAAUGUUUUUAAGAGAGUUUCACCAUAAAUCUGCAUUUUCUAUGCUUUUACUGUGCUGUUACAUUUAUUAAUUAGUAAUAUUAAAGACUGCUCUUAACCCACACAUGGUGCCGUUUUAUGGAGUGCUUCUCCGCAAAAAUAUCAAAAUAAAUAAAUGAAACAGCCAUGCCAGCCAGGGUGAAAGUAAGAUUAUUCAAUAAUUUCUGGGCCAAGUUGAAAAAUUUGAAAACACUAGACUGGAAUAUUCAGUAUAUCACAGAGAAAUGAAUCUCAUUCAUGUAUAUUCUUAUAUUAGUAGAAUAUACAAAGUCAA